This is a messenger RNA of Suillus fuscotomentosus, 1365 nucleotides long. RefSeq lists its product as uncharacterized. The transcript is spliced from 7 exons. The coding region runs from base 19 to 1197 and encodes 392 amino acids. The record is from RefSeq and is a predicted model, not a curated record. NCBI's taxonomy places the organism in Eukaryota, Fungi, Basidiomycota, Agaricomycetes, Boletales, Suillaceae. Gene Ontology annotation, molecular function: lipoate synthase activity; 4 iron, 4 sulfur cluster binding. Gene Ontology annotation, cellular component: mitochondrion. Gene Ontology annotation, biological process: lipoate biosynthetic process.
GCGUUGUCCUCCGUCACGAUGUCGGCCCAUUUGCUCUUCAUAAACUCACUCUUCCGCCCCCGUUCCAGCUGUCGACUUUCGUAUCGAGUUCGACACUUGGCAAUACCGUCAGCCUCAACGCCGAAUUUAAAGUCUAGUUUCCGCGAAACGCUGGUCUCUGGACCAUCGCUAGACGACUUCAUCUCAGGAGAACCCAUAGAACAUGUAGUGCUCGGGAACACCAAAGGGCCUCGGCUACCUAGCUUUCUAAAGACAAAAAUACCCUCGGGAGCAUCUUUCAACAAGAUCAAGAAGGACUUAAGGGGACUCGGCCUUCAUACUGUAUGUGAGGAGGCACGAUGUCCCAACAUCGGUGACUGCUGGGGUGGAAAGGAAGGUGCAACUGCUGAGGAGGGCAAGAGGGCAGCAACGGCUACAAUCAUGUUGAUGGGAGACACCUGUACGCGUGGUUGUAGAUUCUGCUCUGUCAAGACUUCCCGUACUCCCCCUCCAUUGGAUCCUCACGAGCCUGAGAAUACAGCAGAGGCCAUUAGUCGAUGGGGGCUUGGAUACAUAGUGCUCACUAGUGUUGACAGAGAUGACCUUGUAGAUGGCGGUGCACAUCACUUCGCAGAGACUAUUAUGAAGAUUAAGCAAAAGGCGCCCCAUAUUCUGGUGGAAGCAUUGACAGGAGAUUUUGCGGGCAAUUUGGAAAAUGUUUCUCUCGUAGCGAAGUCUGGCCUAGACGUUUACGCACACAAUAUCGAGACUGUGGAGGAGUUGACACCCUUUGUGCGCGACCGCCGUGCAACUUUCCGGCAGAGUCUGAAAGUGCUUGAGCACGCGAAGAAGGAAGGUGUCCGCGUCACCAAGACAAGUAUCAUGCUUGGUGUCGGCGAGACAGAAGAACAGGUCAUGGAUGCGUUACGAGAACUUCGCAAAAUUAAUGUUGAUGUUGUCACCUUUGGGCAAUAUAUGAGGCCCACGAAGCGACACAUGAAAGUUGAUCGAUAUGUGGAACCUUCCGAGUUUGACAGAUGGAAGCGGAUAGCUGAUGACAUGGGUUUCUCCUAUGUGGCCAGCGGUCCUCUUGUCCGCAGUAGCUACAAGGCUGGCGAAUACUUUAUAGAGAAUAUGUUGAAAGGAAAGGCCACAGAGAACAGGGUGACGAAUCUCGUCACACAGGAAGCGUCAACAAGCCAUACCCAGACGACAUGAUCGUGUCUACAAUAUUGUCCUACCAUUUACUCUUUAUCUAAUCCACGAGGGGAUCCUGUCUACUGUCGUUUUCCAAAUGAUGUGAUCGGACCUUUGUCAGUUACCAGCAUCUAAGGAUCAUCCGGUAUGCUUAGACCGCGAGCUAUAAGAAUGACAUUUGAGUGACAG